AUGGAUGUUAGUGAAAUUUCAUUAAAAACAACUAUAUUUGGGUCGAUAUAUGAAUUACCAAUCCUAAUUGCCACAUCUGCUUGCCAUUGUCUUGCUCAUGUUGAUGGUGAAGUUGCCACAGCUCGUGCUGCAACUGAAACUCAAUGUAUUUUUACUUACAAUUCGACGUUUUCAAAUAUGCCAGAAGAAAAAGUUCUACAAACACUCGGUCCAAAAUUUUUACAUAUUUAUUUAACAAAACCUAUAGAAAUCUUAGAACAAAUAGUUCCACAAGCUGAUAAAAAAGGAUAUCCAGCAAUUUUUAUUACAUGUGAUCAGCCACAUGAACGUAUUCGAGAUUUUGUAUUACCAUUAUUUGAAGAAGCAUCAAAGAAUAUUGAUCCAGAAUUAAUGAAGAAUAUGUCAAUACCAAAUUUGAAUAUACCUGGCAUAAUUGUUAAGCAACAUUUUGGUACCGGUAUACUCUCACCAAUUGAUGCAGAAUUAGCAAUUAAAUAUGGACCAAAUGUAAUUAUUGUCAGUAACCAUGGUGGUCGACUAAUUGAUACAGUACCACCAGCUAUUCAAUGUCUAGAAGAUGUCGUUAAUGCUGUAGAUGGACGUGCAGAAGUAUUUGUUGAUACUGGUAUUCGAAGUGGAACUGAUGCGUUAAAAGCAUUAGCAUUAGGUGCACGAGCUGUUUUGAUCGGUCGAUCAAUUUUAUAUGGAUUGGCUUGUAGUGGGCAAGAUGGUGUUCGAAGAGUAUUAGAUAUAUUAAAACAUGAAUUAGUUUAUGAUAUGGCUUGUUGUGGAUUAACAUCGAUUGAUAAAAUUAAUAAAGAUAUUCUUUAUAAACAUUAA
This is a messenger RNA of Rotaria sordida, 840 nucleotides long. The record is from the annotation of a GenBank genome assembly. NCBI's taxonomy places the organism in Eukaryota, Metazoa, Rotifera, Eurotatoria, Philodinida, Philodinidae.